Molecule: messenger RNA, 693 nt
Organism: Phycomyces blakesleeanus NRRL 1555(-)
Lineage: Eukaryota; Fungi; Mucoromycota; Mucoromycetes; Mucorales; Phycomycetaceae
Exons: 5
Coding region: 1-693 (230 amino acids)
Source: RefSeq, a predicted model, not a curated record
AUGUUUAUUUUUACCAAGUCUAUAGUGAACAUCAAAGUUCACUGUGUUCCCCAAGAAAAUACUUUAUUGCUUAAUAUGCUAAGAUCAAAGACCAACCGCUCAAACAAAUCCAACAACUCCACCAGCACCAAUGGCUAUGAAUCUGCUGAGCAGAUUUCACCAAGUAAUGUAGGGGAACUUUUGGAUCUUAUGGAGCAAAGAACCAGAGUUCCAAGCAGUGCUCCAAUGGCUCCAUCACCCAAAAGAGCACGCACAAACAAUGAGAAUGAUCCAUCUGAGAGCACUCAUACAAUUGAAGAUGUGUAUCAGAAAAUUGACCAGGUGAGCACCUUCCUUUUGAGUAGUGCUCAAAAUGUAGCUUCAAACACAAUUGCUACUAUUGCAAGUGAGGUCGUAGAAAAUGUCCUUGCUCCUGGACGUAUUUCUACUGUAGAUGACUACAUGUUUAAUGAGAGCUUGUACAGUCAGUACAAUGGAUCAGAAACAUGUCGCUCUGAUGGAAACAGACAAAUAAUUCAGUCUACUAGCAAAAGGCGGCUCUUCGCUUUUGCCUCAAAAAAAGAGUACUUUGUGAAGACAUUUGGAGAAGAUAGCAACAUACUUCUUCAGGCUGAUUAUACGUCAGAUCUGGACUCUGACAAUGACAAUGAUUCUGGUUCAUCAAGUUGUUUUUGGCAAUUUUGGCCAACAUAA